GAUUGUAUUGUAUGAGUCGGUAAUAUUUAGGCGUGUCUUUGUUUACUUAAAGCAGUCCAAGCAAACACUACCAAAAUCCAAUUACUUUCUUCUAUGGAAGAUCCGUCGAGACCUGUCACAGGCUACCCGGCGGCAGCUUACCCCCCUGCGCAAUCUAACACCAACCCCAACCCCAACGGUCACCCCCGGCCGCAUCCUACCUACACCACCACCGGCACAGCCUACCCUUACGCCGCUCCACCGCCUCAAUCCAACUACUACAACCCCAACCCCUACUACCCCUCCCGGCCGUACAACAACCAACGCGCCACCAUCUUCCGCCGCCUCUUCGCUGUCAUCAUCGCCCUCUUCAUCAUCACCGGCACCGUCAUCUUCAUCGUAUGGCUCGUCCUCCGCCCCCGCAUCCCCGAGUUCCGAGUCGAUUCAGUCUCUCUCUCAAACUUUAGUGUCAACGCGUCUCUCAUCUCCGGAAAUUGGGACGUGGGUUUCACGGUCAGAAACCCUAACCACAAGAUCAAUCUCUACUACGACCACAUCGAGGCGUCGGUGUUGCACAAAUCGGAUACUCUGGCCACGACAACCCUCCCACCGUUCGAUCAGGGCACCAAGAAUGAGACGGCCGCGAGGGCCACGUUUGCGGCGGCGUCGACUUACGUCAGCGGUUGGGUCGUGAACGAUAUCAAUCAGGAGCGGACGAGUGGGAGUGUGAGGUUCAAUUUUGGGUUGUAUGCUAGGGUUAGGUUUAAGGCCGGUGCGUGGCGUGCUAGAAGGCGGUUCUUGAGGGUUUAUUGCAAGGACUUGCAUGUCGGGAUUACAUCCAAUAGUGCUGCAGGGAAAUUAACCGAUGGUCCAAGACAGUGCAGGGUUGAUUUGUGAGUAAUUUUAGGUAUUUUAUGCUCUGUCUUUUCUCUUCAGAAUGACAAAUUAUGUUACCAUAGAUAGUUCUAUAAACCAUGUUAUGCUUCAGUAAAAUAUGAAUGCACAAGGCUUUAGAUUUUGUUGAUUUAGACCCUGUAACCUUUUUGUUUGUUAUAUAUGUUUGUUUGUGCCAA
Cornus florida is the source of this 1052-nucleotide messenger RNA. Its product is annotated as NDR1/HIN1-like protein 10. The record is from RefSeq and is a predicted model, not a curated record. Gene Ontology annotation, cellular component: plasma membrane. Bases 94 to 876 code for a protein of 260 amino acids. The transcript has a single exon. Lineage: Eukaryota; Viridiplantae; Streptophyta; Magnoliopsida; Cornales; Cornaceae.